AACCAUCGCUGCGGAUGACGGACCGUGAGGGAGCCAGAGCUUCCGCUCAGCAGGUGCCAUGAGGCAAAGCAAUGAGGAAACGUCGGCCCUACGCAGGCUCCAGCAUCGAUGGCGAGCGAUCCCUUCGUCACGAAAGAGGCAUCCCUCCACAUCGAAGGAUGUGGUGGACACACAGAGCGGCGACAGCGACGAAGACACGAGUCAACCGCCGAAUCCAUGUUCGGUUCUGAGCGCCGCGAAGACGGAUCCCUUUGCGAACUAUGCGAUCCCUCACUACGCGCAUGAAGCCAUGGAUCACGCGUUGAGUUUCACCUGGCCGCAGUGCCUUCCCACCGACCUCGAAAAGAUCGUGAUACCGUUCCGGGCCGCGUGGAUGCAGCUGGUCAUGGCGUCCCCUCUCGUCCUGCACACCUUCAUCUUCGCCACCACAAAGCAGCUGCUGUGCCUCCGGGGCCAGAAAGAGGACGACAUGUCGCAGCUGGCGGUGCGCGCGCCGUCCAUCCACCAAAGCGAGGCCCUGAACUGCGCCCGGACCGAGAUCGAGGCCCUGAACGGACCGCCUUCGGACGGGCUGAUUCUCGCGGUGAUCAUCCUCGCCGUCAACGGCACGCGCCGACCACAGAUUCCACCGCAACCCCACCCGUGUUCUCCCCUGGCGAAGACCCAGAGCCUGCACCUCUUCAGUCUGCUGAACGUCGUCGAAGCACACGUCAGGGCCGUGGCCCACCUCGUGUCGUUGAAGGGUGGCCUAGGCGCGGUGGACACGUAUGGUGUCCGCGACACGCUUCUGCUAUCCGACAUCUACUUCUCAUCCAUCCUGGGCACAAGGCCGGCGCAAAUCUGGCCCGCGCCGGUGACGAGUCUCGUCGAUGCCGGCCUUCACGUUCUCGACGCCGACGCCCAACGUCUGCUUUCCCAGCUCGGCGCAGGCUUCGACCCGUUCAAGCUGGACAAAGACCUCCGCAACAUUCUGCAGCUGAUGUGCGACCUGGUCGUCGCUCUCGACCACCACGUCCGCCGAGGCGACCACCCGCCGCAACUGUCUGACAUCGUCCUGCAACGCAACGCCGUCCAGAACAAGCUGCUCUGGCUGAAACCCUCCCCGACCGACGAUCGGGGCGGGGAGGACACGCUCGCCAGCAUGACCCGCCUCGCCGCCAACAUCUUCAGCGACAUGGUCCUGUUCCCGCUGAGUCCCGCCACGGGGAUCAAGCCGCGGCUGGCCGGCGAGCUGCGCCGGUGCCUGAGGGCGCGUCCGGUCCUGGACAUCGAGGAGUACGGGCCGCCGUCGGGGGUUUUCUCGUGGGUCCUGACCCUCGGCGGGAUCGCCGCGUCCUUCACCCGGCACCGCGGCUGGUACAUCGAGAAGCUGGCCGAGCACUACGGGGAAUCGCUCGGCGACGCGGACGCCAUGCUCGCGCGCAUGGCCCCGUUCCUGUGGUGGGCGGACGUGUGCGACCGGCCCGCCAAGCUGCUGUGGGCGCAGUCCCACGAGGUCUACAAGGAGGAGCAGAAGUUCCUCGCUGCAGCGUGAGCAGGGUUAGGAAAGGUGAACGUGGGUGGGGGAGAAAUGGGCCAUGCUGUUGUUGAAGACAUCAGGCCGGGGAUAUUGUCAUUGCCCUUCACAGCCUUCACAGCCUUCUCUCUCCUGGCUGUGUAUGGCGUGUAUGGCAGGUCAUAUUUCGACUUGGCUCUGGUUUGUACGGUUCCGUGCGCCAUACGCCUGCUGCGCCACACUAAUCAAGGCCCCCGUGGAAAAGACGGAAUGGCUCUCUAACGAUGGAUGGUUCCUUUAAAAGGGCAAGGGAUCUUAGACCGUGAUCCAAGUUCAAGCCUUUCGGGUUCAUUGGUGGUUGCCAUUACAGGGUCAAUUGACGAUCACAACCCCUGGAUGCUCCAUCUACAGGCUCAGAGUCGUCCAACUAUGUUCACCAGAGUCAUUCACAACAUUGGCCAGUGCCAGGGCCUGGGAAAGCGGAGCAGAGGUGCCAUGCCAUGAUCUUUGGGCGGACUUCGAGCUGAUCAUUGACAUCAAAUGGCCGAAUAGUUGACAGCCACCCAAAAGCCACGACAGCGGCGCUGACGUAUGCCAAGAGACCCGAUAUAGAUUCAGGGUCCAAGCGUAGCUAAUGCGCCUCACCCCGUCGAGAAGACACGCACUCACCUCAUCUCCAUGACAUCGGCAGUUGUGAUGGGGGGAGGUUUUCGGGCCGCAAAGGAGCAGAUCUGCCAAGGGGAAGCCCAUGAGUUGUUGUUGCCGUCCACAAGGCGUCACCCAAGUCGGCCCCAGUCCUUCGAUUGAGUUGCAAUGCAGAGACCCUGCAAAAUAUCCUCGCCAGUCCCGUUCGCUACUGGGGUCGGAGGGGGUCUAUCUCGCUCUCGACCACCACUGCGUGAGAUGUACGGAGUAUCCCUUUCGCACAAGGACGAACGUCCCCCCUUGUCAGACCUGGGGCCAAUCAGCGAGAUCUCGUACAUUCACAUAUUGGGAAUAGAAUGGCCACGUUCCAG
This is a messenger RNA of Cladophialophora immunda, 2511 nucleotides long. RefSeq lists its product as uncharacterized. NCBI's taxonomy places the organism in Eukaryota, Fungi, Ascomycota, Eurotiomycetes, Chaetothyriales, Herpotrichiellaceae. The transcript is spliced from 4 exons. The record is from RefSeq and is a predicted model, not a curated record. Bases 59 to 1534 code for a protein of 491 amino acids.